Somion occarium is the source of this 4813-nucleotide messenger RNA. NCBI's taxonomy places the organism in Eukaryota, Fungi, Basidiomycota, Agaricomycetes, Polyporales, Cerrenaceae. The record is from the annotation of a GenBank genome assembly.
AAUCAUGGUGAUAAAACUCCGGUGUUGACUCGCUCAAGUGACGUUCCAAAUUUGGGAGAAGUCGUAGAAGCUGCCCAUAAGCGAUCAAGUUUCUUUCCUGACUGGAUGCCGUAAUAACUCCUCCUCUAUCUUCUCAUCGCGCGAAUCCUCAUCCAUCUCCUUCAUCUCUUCGAUCGAGGCCACUCUGUCUUCAUCCUUGAGCGCGACCAUGUGCGCUUGCGCAUUCAUGAUGACGGUUGCAGGACUAUCGGAAAUGUGAACAAGCCUAUGAUGACCACGACCCAAUGCAUUAGUGGUUUGUUCUCUGAUGACUAUCCGUGAGUAACCGUUCACCAUGUGCAGGGAUGGCAUGAUAUUAUGCACUCUGUAUAACAUGUGUCCUUAGGUUUUCAUUUUCCUCCUGCAGUUCUGCUAGUUCUUCUUCUAAAGCGUCGAUGCGGGUACGGCCAUUGUCACGUUGAGUAUAAGGAGGGCCGACGAAGGGUAUUUCAGUGCUGUGAGUGCGCCGGGAUGGCAUAGGCGUAGUGCGGUGAGAUGACAUGGGGGACAUAUUCUACAGCACAGGAUGAAGACAGCCACUCUAUAUAUGCCUUGAUCUCGCUGCAGUUUGGUUGCCACGCACGACAGGGUAAAAGUAGGCUGUUGGUAUCCCGACACUCGCGAUAUGUUCUGAAGCGGCCUACAUCCGUCCUAGCCUCUCGCUUCCAUCUCGAUUUCAAACUCUGACUACCAACCGACUCAACCAGCCCCCUAGCCCCGCCCCACCCCCCCCCCCCCCCCGCCCCCCCCCUUCCCUCCUCGCAAAGGGUAUACACCGUUGCUGCAGGGGCAUGGCCUGUCUCAAGAUAACAUUUCUCGUCUAUCUUAUUCUGUCACUGAGAGUCCUUAUGGCGCCAAUUCUCUGCUCACAAGGGUGUCCAAGACAAUUCGGAAAUUCAGCCUCUGUUGAGAAACACCGAAAGACAUGUUCCAAGUAUGCGGCAUCUCUGGCUCAAUCAUCACGCGCCCUCAGCUCCACUUCUGGCAAACAGAUGGUAUCAAGUUUGAAUAUCAUACGGAGCGUGAGGCUACGGGCUUGUGGGCGGAAGGUAGAACGGGUAGCUUCUCAUGUGGUGUCAGAGCCGAUGCAUGUAGAUACACCCAUGACUGCAGACUUCAUUUCUGCAGAGCAAUCACUGCAUACUGAAUCCACCCCAUGUACAAACUCGCUUCAGCAAAUGCAGCCCUUACGCCAAUCGAGACGUCCUCUAAGGCACAAUGAACCUCUGCCAGAACCGCCAGCUGGUCUGAACACUCUUCGCCGAGUUGUACUUGUCGUUAGGGACACAUUCGAUACAGCGCGGAAUGUGUUUGGUAUUUGGCGAAGAUUCCUUCACCGUCCAUCCCAUGAUCCAGAUGCCGCCAUCUCCCUCGAUGACUUAGCCCAGUAUCCAUCUGCGAGCUUCAAUGAAGAAAGUGCCCAUAUGAUCUCUAGCAUGCCCAACAGACCUGAAACCUGGCCAUACCUCAACUCAUCUAUUGCUCUGUUAAUGAAUUGGGUCAACAACGGGAGUACAAACAAGUCCGAAGCUCAAGUCGAUGAACUGGUUCAUGACGUUCUCCUACAUCCUGAUUUUCGGCCCUCAGAUCUCGGCAGAGGUUUUAGCACCAACCGCCAGAAUGCCAGACUCUCUGACGUGUUGGCACAAAUGGAUGAUAGGGAGGAUGGGCAGAAUACCUCGCCAAGUUCUGUACUCCCUGACUUUCAUUUCAAGGAGACGGAAAUCAACAUCGAGGUUCCAUCAUGCGACAGGGAUGUGCCUCCCCGUCAAUUUUCUAUACCCGGAUUGCAGUAUCGAAAUCUUGUCGACGUUGUUCGAACGGCAUUUACAGACAAGCUAUCACCAUACCUUCACUACUCUCCCUUCAAACUGUUUCAACGGCUACCAAACUCAGACAAUGAUCGACGCGUCUUUAGUGAGCUCUACAACUCUGACGCAUUUCUCGAGGAGGAUGAUUGGGUUAAGAGGAAAGCACCGCUUCCUCCUGAUGAUCAGGGUUGCCGGCGUGAAAAGGUUGUCGCCGCGCUGAUGUUCUGGUCUGAUGCCACACAUUUGGCUGACUUCGGAACCGCAAAGCUUUGGCCAAUUUACUUAAUGUUCGGGAAUCUAUCGAAAUAUAUUAGGUCGCAGCCAGAGUCUGGUGCUUGUCAUCAUCUGGCUUACAUACCUUCAUUACCUGAUUGGAUUCAAGAUGAAAUCGCAGCAUGGCAUCCCAAAUGGCAUACACAGAAGAAGGAUAUCCUCACGCACUGUCGACGAGAACUUAUGCAGGCCGUUUGGCGUUUUCUGUUGGAUGAUGAAUUUCUACAUGCUUACAAGUAUGGCAUCGUUAUUUGUUGCUCAGAUGGAGUCGAGCGAUGUGUCUAUCCUCGAUUCUUUACGUACUCAGCGGAUUACCCAGAAAAAAUUCUCCUUGCUACAAUUCGUGACCAGGGUCUCUGUCCGUGCCCCCGUUGCUUAACCUCGAAGUCUUCAUUGGGCUUGUUUGGUCAAUCUCGCGAUCUCGCCUUUCGACUUGGAACUGGUAUUUGCAAAUACAUGUUCAAUAAAGUUACCGCUGCACGGGAGCUUAUUUAUCGGAAGGGUUAUGCCAUUGCAUCAAGCCGAGUUGAAGAUCUGUUGAAGCCGACAUCAUCGACGCCAACAGCAAAUGCAUUUGUUGAGAGACUUGGUGAUGAUACUAUACUUCAUCGCAUGCUGGUCGUUGACUUCAUGCAUGAGUUUGAACUGGGUACCUGGAAGGCCCUGUUCACACAUCUCAUUCGACUGCUUUAUGCUCAGCCAAAUGGUGAUGAACGAGUUGCAGAGCUUGACCGGAGGUAUAGGGAGAUACCACGCUUUGGACGUGACACAAUCAGGCGCUUUGCAAACAAGGCAUCGGAGAUGAAGAAACUUGGUGCUCGCGACUUUGAGGAUCUCUUGCAGUGUGCUAUCCCUGCCUUUGAAGGGCUAUUUCCAGAUGAAAGUGAUGAUAAGGCCGUCUCAAAGCUUCUCUUCAAAAUGGCUGAGUGGCAUGGCUUCGCGAAGCUUCGCAUGCACACCGAGGAGACAAUUGCCCACCUGGAGGAACUUACGAGAAGCCUUGCAAAGCUCGUUCGUCACUUUCACGAUGUUACUUGUCCAAAGUUUCAUACGCGUGAGCUCCCUCGAGAGGCAAUGGCACGCCAGAGAAGGAAAGCUCAGUCUUCAAAUUCAGGUGCUCCUGCAGCCUCUACCGCCUCACGCAAGUACAAGGCUCUGAAUCUCAACACGUACAAAUGGCAUGCAAUGCCUGACUAUCCUGCGCACAUACGGAGGUUUGGCACCACUGAUAAUUACUCGACACAAAUUGUGAGUGACUUCAAUCUCUUUGCAUCAAGUUACUUUACUUAUAUUGCUACCCAGGGCGAACAUGCUCAUUGCGUCGUCAAACGUAUAUAUCGUCUAGGUCCGAAAUGCAACCAUGAGAAUCAAAUCGGAAAGCGUUACAUGCGCAUCCGUUACUCACACUGGAAGGCACAUCGCAAACAAACAUUCAAGCGUUCUCAUGAUCCGUCUAUAUUUGUGCCGCCAGAGCUCCAUCAUUAUAUUAGUCCUUCACUGAAUAAUCCGAUCGACCUCUCCAAGUUCAUGCACAAUAAUCGCACAGAUCCAGCAGUUACAAACUUUAUACCGAAACUCAAAGACCACUUACUUGGCUGUCUCUUAGGCCAGGAGUUUGACGGGGACAAUCAUGGCAAUUUCAGUGACGCUGACCGGAAUUGUGUUCGGAUUGCCAACAAUCAGAUCUAUUCAGUCAACACCGUUUGCUUCAAUUACACCACCUACGACGUCCGACGAGAUCAAGAUUCUGUCAACCCGAUGCGUCAAUGCAAUGUAAUGAUCAAAUCUAUGGAGACACGCUCACUGGCAGGUGCACACUCAUUCUGGUAUGCCAGAGUUCUUGGUGUGUAUCAUGCGACAGUUUCUGUAAUACCAACGAGCGAAAAUUGCGGUCAUAUACCCUCCAUAUAUGGAAGACAUAUGGAGUUCCUCUGGGUGCGAUGGUAUGGAGCGGAGCGCGGUUACCGUUCUGGGUUCAAGUUUUCACGUCUGCCCAAGAUUGGAUUUGUACCAGACGACGACCCCUUUGCCUUUGGGUUUCUGGAUCCGUCUUAUGUCCUACGCGGAUGCCAUCUCAUGCCGGCAUUCAAUGAAGGAAAAACUACUCAGUUGCUUCACUCGAAUGGUGACAGUAUUGCGAGGAAAGCAGGUGUAUCGGAGGACUGGUUGAACUUCUAUGUCGGAAUCUUUGUCGACCGUGAUAUGCUCUUGAGACAUUAUGGAGCUGGUGUCGGACAUCUGGCGCAGACUCAGACUCUAAGCCCCACCGAGGCAGGUGAUUCAGCCAUGUCAGAUGUGGAAGAGGUUGAAGGAAGGGAAUAUAUUCAGGAGGAGUCAGACGUCGAAUCAUCGUGGUCCGAUGAUGAUUCGCUGCUCAUAGACUCCGAUUCAGGUGAAGAUGACUCGGAAUGUAGUACGGGUGAACAAGAGGAGGACAAGGGGUCAGAUGAAGAAGAGGGCAGUAACGACGGCUUUGCUAGUCUCUAAUGUAUUGUAGUAGUAAUGCACCUUGCUCGUUUACCUUUUACUAUGCUUGUUGAAAUAGCCACCCGGGUGAGUUCUUGGCAUAUUUGGAAAUGAUGACGUGGUUUGUCAGUAUGAAGCGUACAGCAAAUAACAUGUACAGGACACUAGAUUACGCAUGUAGUAUAAUAGUGUAGAGAUUGCGCCAAUAGACCCUAUCAGACAUU